This is a messenger RNA of Schistosoma intercalatum, 2127 nucleotides long. NCBI's taxonomy places the organism in Eukaryota, Metazoa, Platyhelminthes, Trematoda, Strigeidida, Schistosomatidae. The record is from the annotation of a GenBank genome assembly.
AAGGCCAUUUGAACGUAUACAGGUCGUCCAUUCCUGAGUUAAUUUUCAGCUUACACUCUGUGUAUUCGCUAACAACAGCUUAAGCGGUCCGGCGCUUUUUAGUUGGUUUUAAUGGAACGAUCUUUACCUCCUUGUUAUAGACUUCUCCACACGUCGGUAUUACGAAAUGACUUCCGAAGGCUGGCAAUAUACAUUCUCCUGCUUACUUACUUUUGCUAUACACUUUACCAUGCCUCACGAAAACCCCUUAGCAUUGUUAAGACGGUUCUUCAUCGUUCCGGCGUAAAUGGACAACUAAGAACUGUUGGUUUCACUUCUGACGGCUGGAAACCGUUUGAUUCUGACAAUUGGAGUCAGUUACUGGGUGGCCUUGAAUAUAUUUAUUUGUUUGUUUAUGCAGUUUCAAUGAUUCUAAGUGGCUUUCUUGCAGAAAGAGUCAAUUUAAGAUACUUCUUAUCUAUCGGAAUGUUUCUUAGUGGAGUUUCAACUUUUGCACUUGGACUGGCUUCAUACUUUGAAAUUCACUACUACUCAUACUUCGUCUUUAUACAGGUGUUUUCUGGUUUUGUUCAAGCUUCUGGAUGGCCGGCUGUUGUUACUCUGGUGGGAAAUUGGUGGGGCAAAAGCAGACGGGGACUUAUUAUGGGUCUUUGGAAUUCUCAUACAAGUUUAGGAAAUAUCAUAGGUUCCGUCAUUGCCGGAAUCUAUGUUGAAACAAAUUGGGGGGCUUCUUUUUAUCUCCCAGGUCUUAUUAUGAUGGUUGGGGCGUUGGUUGUCUACCUGACAGUUAUAGAGCAUCCUAACAUGAUCUAUAACUCGGCUAGUUCCGAAAAAACAGGUACUCAAAUUCCAAUGUCAGGAAGCAUAUAUGGGGGAAACAUCGACCGCGAAAGGUCAGACAAAGAUGGUUUGAGGCCUUUAAUAUCGGAUAUCGAGGCCACUCGACCAAUUAAUUUCAUUGAAGCUCUUCUAUUACCAAGUGUGUUUACCUACUCACUCUUAUUAUUCUUUACGAAACUUGUCUCAUAUACAUUUCUUUAUUGGUUACCAAACUACUUAACCAUUGUUGAACAUGUGUCAGCUGAACAGGCUGCUAAACUUUCUGUGUUGUUCGAUGUUGGUGGCAUAAUCGGUGGUGUAUUGAUAGGAUGGUUUAGUGAUAGUCAGUCAAAUGGACAAAAUCUCAACGAAGAUGAAAAAACAAUAAAAAAACGUGCACUUGCUUGUCUUGUUAUGCUAGCUUGUGCGGCACCUUUGCUAUUAGCUUAUCGUUCUAUGACUUCUGCGAACUCGCCGAUGUCGUUAAUUUUACUUACAUGUUGCGGUUCUGCAAUCAACGGACCUUAUGCAUUAGUUACAACUGCUGUAUCUGCCGACUUAGGUACUCAGUCGGCCUUGCUAGGACGAACUCGUGCUUUGGCUACAAUUACAUCUAUUAUUGAUGGAAUGGGAUCAUUGGGUGCUGCGUUAGGUCCACUUCUGACUGGUUUACUAGUUCCAUAUGGUUGGUCUGUCGUAUUUGCUAUGCUUAUCACAUCCGAUCUACUGGCUAUGUUAAUGUCAAUAUGGAUUGUCGUUAAUUCAAGUCGUCGUCAACACCGUCGAACAUAUUAUCGACUUCAAUCAACAAUUCCUAUUUAAUUGGAAUUUGUUUUUACUUACAGCAAGAAAAAAUAACAGCACAAGUCAUAUCAGUUUCGAAAUAGCUGUGAAUAAAUUUUGUCUUUUUCUUUCAAUAUGUCAUAUUGCACCAUAUAUUAUUACUUCAACUGUACGUAUAUAGAUACAUAUAUUCUUAUGUGGUAGUUUUUUUACAGCCUGUUAGGUUUUUCUUAGAAUUCUUUUUGUUACUGAAACGAAUGUAACCAACAUAUCAUUAUCGAUAUUAUUGUUUAUCAUUACUAUUAUUGUCUUUUAUGAAUUCAGGGCUUUUUCAGGAUUCCAUGUAUAUUCUAGACUUUUCUGCCUUGUUUUUCGGUGUUUUUUCCGCCUAUUAAUUCUAGAUAAUACAUGCGUAUAUAUACUUACUGAUGUCUUACAUACUUAGGUGUUUGUUUAUCAUACUCAUUUUGAAAGUGUUAUUAUCUGUAUGAGAGAAAAAACUGAGUAAACUAUAAUAAAUAUUGA